AUGCCUAAAGUGGUAUCCCGAAGUAUUGUGUGUUCAGAUACAAAAGAUCAAGAAGAAUAUAAUGAAACGAAACCGCUUCACAUUUACUACUGUAUAUGUGGUCAGAUGUCCUUAAUAUUAGAUUGUACGAUAGACAGGUUACCUUUACGACCAACAGACGGAGCGAGAGUCAUCGAUGGAUCAAAACACGCUCAUAAAAUAACAGCAGACACCGACGAAACAGUAUAUCUAAAACGCGAAAAGGGUAUUGAAAAACAAUUCAGAUUAAAGUGUAAAAAAUGUUCCAUCCCCAUAUACUAUAAACACGAACAGGGUAACAACAUAGUGUUUAUUAUGGAGGGAGCGCUAGUACAAUCAGUUGCUGAGGGAGCAGUUACAGAUAUUUACAAGCAAGUAGCCCUCGCACAGCCCAAAAAGAUCAUGGUUACAAAACAUACUAAAAACAUGGGCAAGUUCAGUAGUGUUACCGUGUCGACUAUAGACGAGGAAGAAGAUGAAAUUGAGGCGAGGGAGGUAGCUGACAGUUACGCCAAUAAUGCUAGGAUAAUAGAAAAACAAUUAGAACGGAAAGGUAUGAAUAAACGACAAGCUGAAACACCUUCUCAUAGUGCCUCGGAGAAGAGAGUUAGAGGAACAUUAAUAGAUAAGUGA
Molecule: messenger RNA, 651 nt
Organism: Danaus chrysippus (African queen)
Lineage: Eukaryota; Metazoa; Arthropoda; Insecta; Lepidoptera; Nymphalidae
Source: the annotation of a GenBank genome assembly